This is a messenger RNA of Melospiza melodia melodia, 2497 nucleotides long. RefSeq names its product TNF superfamily member 13b (gene TNFSF13B). Gene Ontology annotation, cellular component: membrane. Gene Ontology annotation, molecular function: receptor ligand activity; tumor necrosis factor receptor binding. Bases 198 to 1064 code for a protein of 288 amino acids. The transcript has 7 exons. Lineage: Eukaryota; Metazoa; Chordata; Aves; Passeriformes; Passerellidae. Gene Ontology annotation, biological process: immune response; positive regulation of B cell proliferation. The record is from RefSeq and is a predicted model, not a curated record.
CUUGUUAUGAUACAAAAGCAUUUUCAGCCCAUCUGUGCAAAAUCUGUUAAGUUGCAUAGUGUCAAAGAGGUGGAGAAAUGCAGUUCUCCAUGUUGCUGGAUAGCAAAGCCGUUUCAGAGAGCAACUGCUAACAUGGAUUGCACCUCGGAAGGGGACAGCUGAACUCUCCCUCUGGCUUUAGUAAGGAAAGAGCAGCGAUGAAAUCCGUGGACUGUGUGCACGUCAUCCAACAGAAGGAUACCGCCUCCCCUCCCUCUGCCCCCCCUGGUGCUGUUUCAGGCACCACGGGACUUUUUCCUGUCACAUUCCUGUGGCUUGCAAUGCUCCUGUCCUCUUGUCUUGCAGCAGUGUCUCUUUACCAUGUUAUCAUCCUGAAAACAGAACUAGAAGCUCUGCGCAGCGAGCUGAUCUACAGCAUCCAGGCAAGGUCUCCGCUAGACCAACCACUCGUGUCCCCCGAAGCAAACAAAGCAGGUAGCCCUGUUUCUUCCUUCCUGCAAGUGUCUGCAGCUGGCUCCAGGCAGGAGAGCAGGCUUGCUGGUGCUGGCGCAGCUGAGAGCUUCCAAAAGGAAAUCUGGAACGGGAGUAGAAACAGGGGCAGGCGGUCUGCUGACAAGACAGAGGAAAAAGUGCUGCAGGCCUGCUUGCAACUGAUUGCUGACAGCAAAAGUGAUAUCCAACAGAAAGAUGAUUCAAGCAUUGUCCCUUGGCUCCUGAGCUUUAAACGUGGAACAGCCCUAGAAGAACAAGGAAAUAAAAUAGUCAUCAAAGAAACAGGUUAUUUUUUCAUAUAUGGCCAGGUUUUAUAUACAGAUACAACAUUUGCUAUGGGACACCUAAUACAGAGGAAGAAGGCUCAUGUGUUUGGUGAUGAUCUCAGCCUGGUGACAUUGUUUCGCUGCAUCCAAAAUAUGCCACAGUCUUAUCCAAAUAAUUCUUGCUACACUGCUGGCAUUGCAAAAUUAGAAGAAGGAGAUGAACUUCAACUUACAAUACCACGGAGAAGGGCUAAAAUAUCCUUGGAUGGAGAUGGUACUUUUUUUGGUGCAGUAAGACUCCUCUGAAGCUCUUUAUUUCUGUUUUUAUGCUUAAUGCCAUUUUCUUCUCUACCUAUGCCUUUGUCAGAAAAAAUAUUGAAUUGUAAUAAAACUGCCAAUUCAACCUCUCCCAGUCCACCACAGGCUUCUAAGAAUUUUCUUCACUUUGAUAUGCAAACCCAAAACAGGAAACAUACCAGACAUACUUGUGAAAUAACCACCAUGUGAUUACCAGAAAGCCAAUUUAUUUUAGACAAUGAGACACGCUAGAUAACAACUCUAAAACAAUGAGGUUUUGGCUUUGAAACAAUUUGUUAUCCAUGUGGCAAACCAAAGGAGGAGUUGCCCAAAAAUAACAGCAUGACCAGGACCCCAGACUAUCAAAGUGUUAUCAAUUGAAAAGGAAAUCUAAAAUUAAAGUGUAUCCUAGAUUUGCAUUAUUUCAUCAGUAAAGUAUUUAAUAUAUAAAAUGUGGAGGAAAAACAUUGAACAGUAGAUUCCUCACCACAAAAUGAAAUUGCUAGUUGUUGUGUUCUGAGUUUUGGGUUUGUUUUUGUUUUUUUUUUUUUUCCCAGAGAUACUGGGGAAGGAAAAAUUCUAAAUGUCUGGGAUAAUUAAAAAAAUAUACAGAAUUGCAGCCACUGUCUUGCUUCUUCCCUGUGAACAAAAAGUGAAUAAAUUACUACAAUCUAUUAGCAUUUACUAAUUAGAAUUAUUUUACUGGAGAAAGGACAUGUAAAACACUUCAACAGCUCAAUCUUCAAAGCACUGCUAUUUGCCAAGGGAUACGUGUACACUUCCAUGUAAACAAGGCUGGCACAGGAAGAAACACAGUGAGAUUAGACACAACACCAUGGCUGGAAUUGGAUUUCUGGCUCCAUAAUUUCUGCAGUCAUAUAUAGAUAUGUGUGUAGAUAUAUACAGUAUGUAGACGUAUCUGUAUAUAUCUGAGAGUAGGUAUACACACAUUGGUCUUGGGCAUUUAGGAAUAGAAUUUUAUCUUCUUUUGAGUAGUUUAUCCAAUGGAAAUACUACUUCAUGCAUAUUUUUUAUAUUUCCCUUGCUUCUUGCCAUGAUCCAUUCUAUGGAAUACAGUAAAAAGAAAAAUCCAAUAGAUCUGGAACCAGCCAUUCAACUAAGAAAAUAAACUUGUAUCUCAGAGGCUUUUUCUGUGGUUUUGAAUAUAAUGCUUAACUCUGUUUAAAAAAAAAAUCAGAUCUGUAGAAAGAAUAAACAGAUGUCCUUUUUCCUUUUCUUUUGUCUGGCUGAUUUGUUCAGUAGGUAGUAUUUAUGCCUUUUUUUAAUCCCAAAUAUUUUAUGGUCAAAGGAGCUAUUCUACUUUUUGCCCUGCUCUUAAAGAAGCAUUGAAGUGCUAUAGGAAUAGAAAAAAAGUAAAACCCCAAAUAAUGAAUUGUACUUUAUUUGAAACAUAUUUUUAGGACCUGAGAAUUGUGUUAUAU